Molecule: messenger RNA, 4084 nt
Organism: Hylaeus volcanicus
Lineage: Eukaryota; Metazoa; Arthropoda; Insecta; Hymenoptera; Colletidae
Exons: 7
Coding region: 1595-2866 (423 amino acids)
Biological process (GO): stabilization of membrane potential; potassium ion transmembrane transport
Cellular component (GO): membrane
Molecular function (GO): potassium ion leak channel activity
Source: RefSeq, a predicted model, not a curated record
AAGUUAUAAAAAAUGUGUUUUAUCUGUAAAAUUAUCUGUCCACACAAUUAAUAUUAUUAUAGGUUAAACUUUACUUUGGUGGACCUAAAAUUUUUAAGUUUCUUUUACAGAUUUUUCUCGACAAAAUCUACAGGAUUAUGUAAAAGAAACUUAAAAAUUUUAAGUCCGUCAAAGUAAAGUGCAGCCUUAUUAUAUGCUAAGAAGUAUUUCCAAUUUUUCUUUGGGGUGACUAAGGCGCCGAUUUUGUGACCUAUUAGAUACUUUACUGACGUUAAGAACAGUGCGCAUGCGCAUUCAAAAUCGGGUCUUGAAUUUCGGUUUUGUAAGAAUAUUCGAUAAUUAAAAUUCAAUCCCACGGGUACUAGUAAUUUCCUAAUUGCUCGAACAGUGACAUGAAUCGAUAUUUUUUGUUUUAAUGUUCAAUUUUAUCUUUUCUUUUCAUUUCUGUCCCAUAAAACGUUUUUAUUAUGCGCAGUGCGGCUUAUUGUUAACGUCCAGUCACGUGUCAAGAAAUAAAUGACAUCUGUCAGUUCGCGCAGCAUGCAGUUAUACCAAAGUGUAAUGUUUAGUCCGAUGACCGUAUGUACUUGUACUAUAUCUAAAAAGAACAAUACAAUUAUUGGAAAUAGUGCAUUUCACUUCAUGUGAAUAUUGCUGUUGAUCUCAAAUGGAUGAAGUCUUGUUUCGUAACCUGUUUCAUCACCCAAACAUUUUUCUCAAAAUAUGUACAAUUAAACAAUUUUAAGAGUUGAGCAACAAUGACCUUUCUUUGGAGCAUUUGGCCCUUGACUGUGAAGCUUAUUUAUAUUCUGUAAUAUAUUAUUGAAACAUACACAAAUUUCGUAUUACUUGGAACAUCAUUUUCUAAUACCUUAUCAUGGCAUAAUAUAGCAUAAUACAGUAUAAUGCAGCGUAUUACAGAAUAAUACAGAAUAGUACAUGAUAACACAGAAUAAUGUUGAUUACAUUUGAAGACUAUGGCUCGCAAACCCUCCAAGGAACAAUCACACCCUCCUAGCGAAUCUAUACAAAUAAUCAAUUUUCAAGGUCGUAGUGUAGUACACUGUCGAAUUCGAUAUCAGCAACAACCCUACGAUAUCUAAAACAUAUACUGCCAUUUCAAAAUGUCAAGGUGACCUCUACUUUUUUUAUGUAAAAUGCAUUUUUCCAGAUUUCAGAAUAUGAGAACGUGUAGCUCAUUAAAUACCGAUGUACUUUUGUUAAAAACAUUUUUUAAUUGCACUGCCGGAAAUACCUAAAAAAUGAUGUCGAAACAUUUUUGGUAGACCCUGUAUAUGUAUAGAGUUUUUCUAAGAAAAAAAUUCGAUUUUUUGAAACGACCAAAGCGGUAUAACCCCUUAAAUGAAUAUAUGUAACUCCUAAAUGAAACGUGAUGGAGAAUUACGGUUCGUGGCAUUGUCUUUCUGAUGAAUUAUAUUAAAUAAAAACACGUGGCGCCAUGGAUAUCGUAAUCGUGGCGCAGUGUACAUCAGCGCAUAUUGAAUAAAAGCAAGAGAAUCGACAAGAUUAAAGGGAGAGUCAUCGAACGUGGUUGCCUUAUAAUUUAUAGUCACAGUGACCUUGACCUUCCUCGAUGGACGUGCCCCUUUUUCCAGCGCCGCCAAGCCUCAAGGGUGCAAGCUCACCUCUUAGUGAUGUAGUAGAUAUCACAAGGUUGACACGUGUUUCGCUCCCCACGGUUGGCUGUCCUUCGAAACGACAUGUACCAAAAUCGCGACGCACUUCGGGGAUCCACAGGAUACAACGUUGCGCUCGCAAGAAUUUGGUCUGUCCCAACUCGAGGGACCAGAUCCACCAACGUGUCACCGAAUUUCGCAUAACGAUGACAGAACGAGAACGGCACAACGAAGAGGACGACGAUGACGUUGUAUGUGCCAUCGAAUCGACGACGCCAGUUUCAGAAGACAUUCCAACACGACUCGAAACAGUAGUGGAGCCUAAGAAAUUAACAAAAUCAAUAGCCAUUCAAACUAUAGUUGGUUUACCAUUACGGCUGAGAUUUUUGCCAUCCGUCAAAGACAUUUUCGAGGAAAAUGGCUCAGGGAAGAAAUCUACCAAAAUAUGGAAGCAUAUUCGGUUUCUAGGAAGAUUAUCGCUGUCUCUAUUUGGCUUAUCGUGGCUGCUCACCAUUUGGGCUGUUGUUGGAGCAUUCGCCUUUUGCGCAACUGAAGGCCCACGUGAGCGUGAACAAGUUGUAAAAUUAAAGUACAUGCAGAAGAAUUUAGCGGUUGGUUUGGCAACAGAGUUGAGACAGUUGCGCACAGAGCAGAAUGAAGACGUAGAGCCACUUUGGAGCAACAAAGUGCAACAGUACGUAGCAAAGCAUGAAGAAGUUCUGUUGAUGGCUGUUAGUGCUGGAUAUGGAGAAAGUGGAAACGCAGGACAACUUUGGACGUUUCCUGGCUGUAUACUCUUUUCCAUCUCACUUCUUACAACGUUAGGUUUCGGUGCCCCAGUUCCACGCACUACGGCUGGUCGAACAGUAACUAAAUAUGCUAUAUCCAGGAACACUACUGGAUAUGAUAAAACAGAGGCGCACUUGGUGCCAAUGCCUAAGUGGCUUAAAGUAGUGCCUUUCGUUUGGGGAGGCAGUUACUAUCUCCUGGGAAUUCUGUGUUUUGGAGUGGCCAGGUCAAGGCCAAUCGCAGCAAGUGUUCUGUUUCCACUGGAUUUCACCGCAGCUGGUGGACUUUCAACUAUAGUUGGUUAUGUGCGAAUAUUGUACGGAUUUUAUUUAGAAGGCGCAGUCGCUAUCGCGGCUAUCGCUCUUGCUGUCUUGCGUGUGUCUACUACGCAGACCUGGACUGGCAUCGGUUUGAAAUAUAACUUACUGGUCGAAGCUUAAUUAUAUUUUUAGUUUUAAUCUUUUUUGCUUAUAGUAUACGAGAAGUCUAUAUGAGUGAGAGAUAUCAGUUAUCUCUUAUAUAUACGUUCAAUCGAUCAGGUGAUCAUGUAAACACUUAUUAGCAUUCAGCCUGUAUCCUUAAAUAGGAACACUCGCAUAACAAUUAUUAAUAGACUGCGAAUCUUUAUGCAAAAUAAAACCUUUGUAAACGUACCUACAACAAUUGAAUAGAAAUAGGAAUUUAUGUUACUCUGGAAAUAUAACAUGAACUUUACUUUAAAUAUUUUUUUAUAUUAUUGCAUACUGCCUGCAUUUUGUAAUUUAUUGCACAUUCAAAUUUCCUAUAAAUGCAUAAAAAUCCGUAGUCUAAUUAUCAGUAUACAAUGUGUUGUCAAUGAAAACAUUAAAUACUAUCGCUGUGAAAUAAAUUAAUACUACAUUUUUUAAAUUGUAAAGAAAAACUAUGCUCAGAAUUAGAUACUUGAAUUUAAUAUAAUUUAGUUUGAAAUUGAUUUCUUCUGAUGCUAUUUUAUAGAUUAGAUUUUUACCUUCUUAUUUCUAAUAAAUAAGAUAUUUAAGGUAAUCACUAUUUAUUAAUGUAAAGCAAUGAAUUUAAUAGAAUAUUUUGUAUUUAUGUAUAUAAUGUGAAAUUGUAUCGUUACGCUUUGUACUAUAUUUUAGGACUAUGUAUCUGAUAAAAUAAAGUGUCAUAAAUAGAGGUUUUAUAAUUCUUCUUCUAUCUUCUUGAUUUAUUUAAAAUUACAUGAUUUUAUUAAAUUGUUGGUUUUAAUCAAAUUUUUCAUUUCAUAAAAAUUGUUGAUUCUACUGCACCUGUCCUAGAUGCGGAAAGAGAGAUGAAACCUCCCUGCAUGUGAUUACGCGGUGUAAGGAGGUAGAGGACACCAAAGUGGAGAUCCUCGGGGCCCAACACCUGGAGUCUACUAAUUUAGUUGAGUUAUGGAUUGAUAAACUUCUACGCUUUGCGAAUGAGGCCGGCCUUUCCCUAUCUUAUAGGUAACCUCUGGCCGUAUGGACCCGAGUACAAUGGUCCAUUGAGAUUGAGCGUUCGGUCAGACUACCAAAUCACAUACAUACAUUUCAUUAAAAUUCUUCGUUUUAUAAAUUAAAUCACAAUUAUGUAUUAAAUUUAGAGCCCCAAUUAAUUUCAUGAAUGUUUACUUGAAAUUUUGCACAAUUAUUUUUCAAGAAUUGCACUAC